Gastrolobium bilobum is the source of this 1157-nucleotide messenger RNA. Its product is annotated as sirohydrochlorin ferrochelatase, chloroplastic. The coding region runs from base 102 to 731 and encodes 209 amino acids. The record is from RefSeq and is a predicted model, not a curated record. Lineage: Eukaryota; Viridiplantae; Streptophyta; Magnoliopsida; Fabales; Fabaceae. The transcript has 6 exons. Gene Ontology annotation, molecular function: lyase activity.
AGAAUAAACAAUUGGAGGCAUGGGGCUCGUGGUAGGAACAGAACUAUCCUUUGUCUCUUGUAAAGCGAAGGGUUGUUGACUUUCUUGUGGUCAACGAUACCAUGGAGUCUCACUCACUUCGUUCCCAUGCCUUCCCAAGUUUUUCUGCAAUUCAAAUCGGAACAAACUCGAGAUGGGCACCCUUGAAAUCCUCGAAUUUUCUCAGUUGUUCCUCAAAGCCUCGAAAUUUAAGCAUAUUUUUGUGUCUCAGCACUCAAAGCGGUGGCUUCAGAGAAAACUCUGGUGGGGUUGGUCGCGGAGAUGCAGUGAUAAUUGUGGAUCAUGGGUCGCGUCGAGAAGAGUCCAAUCUCAUGCUUAAUGAAUUUGUGAAGAUGUUUAAAAAUAAAACUGGGUACGAGAUUGUGGAGCCUGCUCAUAUGGAGUUAGCAGAACCAUCAAUAGGGGACGCUUUCCAAUCUUGCGUUCAACAAGGUGCGAACCACAUUAUUGUCAGUCCCUUUUUCCUUGCUCCUGGAAAACAUUGGAGUCAGGAUAUUCCUUCCUUAAGUGCAGAGGCAGCGAAGGAGCACCCUAGUGUGUCAUACAUUGUAACUGCACCCCUUGGAAAUCAUGAACUACUUGUGGAUGUUGUGAAUGAUAGGAUUAAUCAUUGCUUAAAGCAUGUAGCUGGAGAAGCAGAUGAGUGUUCAGUUUGUGCUGGCACUGGAAAAUGCAGGCUCUAUAAUGUAUGAUGAGUUGAUAACUAAAUUAUUUUGGGUGCUCUUCCUUCAAUGUAGAUGAGGCUGAAAGUCAAAGGAAUCUGUAAAUUGAGUUGCAACUGUUCUGAAGCUGUGUCUUCAAUUUGUAGAUGGAUCCUUGUAGAUCAAUGUUUCCUGUUUCAGGAGCCAAAGCUGGAUUCAAUAUGGUUUCAUAACCAGAAUUGUCUCUGACACUUGAAAUUGAUUGUUCAAUAAGUGAUCAAGCUUGUUUUUCUCAACUGUGAACUAUUGCUUUCUUAACUACUAUGCCAUGCUUCCUAAAUGUAGUUUAGUUGAAUUUGUUUCAUAAAAUAAUUUGCAAUGGCACUGACAUUAUAAUUAUGGUUUAUAUACGUCAAGUUGUAACAUUAUAUGUAAUAUAUAUGCUGAUGCACUUGAACUUAGUACUCUUGUUUGGUC